UCCCGAUAAAUUGAGCUGAGGACGCUGUUACCCAGCAGGAGCGCAGGCGAGAGCGUCAGCGGUGAGAGCGCAGGAUAUUCCCAGACGGCUACAUUAUGAGAUCGGGCGCUCAAGCGCUGCUGCUGCUGCUGUGGGCGAUUUGGGGCUGCGCGCUUGGUUCAGAGAAGAACGUUUGGAGCAGGUUUGCGCAUCUCCCUUUCCCCGAGGACAACCUGUUCCUCUAUGGCACCUUCCCCCCGAACUUCAUGUGGUCUGUGGGUACAGCCGCUUACCAGGUGGAGGGAGGUUGGCAGCAGAAUGGCAAAGCCGCAUCUAUCUGGGACACUUUCUGCCACGAGAGUGGGCUAGUGGAUGCCACGGGGGACGUGGCCACUGACAGCUACAACAACCCGUACAGAGACACUGAAGCCUUGGAACACCUGGGGGUCACUCACUACAGGUUCUCCAUCUCUUGGUCAAGACUCUUUCCAAACGGCACCGAAUCGGGUGCCAACCAAGCAGGACUGUCCUAUUACCUGAAAGUGAUCCUCAGGCUGAAGGAGCUCAGGAUUGAGCCGGUGGUGACUCUGUACCAUUGGGAUUUGCCCCAGAGGCUGCAGGACAUGUAUGGGGGUUGGCUCAAUGACUACAUGGUGGACAUCUUCAGAGACUAUGCUGAGGCUUGCUUCAGGCUUUUUGGAGAAGAAGUGAAGUUCUGGAUCACAAUUGACAAUCCCUAUGUGGUGGCAUGGCAGGGCUACUCUACUGGCAAUGUGCCGCCUGGCAUCAAAGGGGGAAAACUACAGGGUUAUAAAGCUGGCCACAAUAUUAUAAAGGCUCAUGCUGCAGCUUGGCACCUCUACAAUGAGAAAUUUCGUCCUCAGCAAGGAGGUCAGAUUUCCAUAGCCCUCGCUUCUCACUGGAUAAACCCUGUCAAUAUGACAAGUCAUGAUAUUGGAGAAUGCCAAAAGUCCCUAGACUUUGCAUUGGGAUGGUUUGCCAAACCAAUCUUCAUAGAUGGGGACUACCCUCAAACUAUGAAAAACAAUCUCUCUUCCCUUCUACCGGAAUUUUCAGACCAGGAGAAGAAGUUCAAUAACGGCACCGCUGACUUCUUUGCUCUCUCCUUUGGGCCUAAUCUGAGUUUCCAAAUGUUAGACCCAGAUAUGAAAUUUCGGCAAGUGGAGUCCACGAGCCUUAGGAGAAUCCUUUACUGGAUAAACAUGCAGUACAACAAACCAAGAAUCUUUAUUGUGGAAAAUAGCUGGUUUCUCUCUGGAAAUACUAAACGGGAGGAUGCAAAGUAUAUGUAUUAUUUGAAGAAGUUCCUCAUGGAAACGUUAAAAGCAAUUAAACAUGAUGACGUUAAUGUUAUUGGAUACACUGCUUGGUCCCUGAUGGACGGAUUUGAGUGGCUCAGAGAAUACACCAUAAGGCGUGGAUUGUUCUAUGUCGAUUUCACAAGUCAUAACAAGAAGCUGAUGCCCAAAUCCUCAGCACUGUUUUAUCAGCAGCUUAUUAAGUUGAACGGAUUCCCACCGUUGCCAGAGAACCAACCAGUGCAAGGAACCUUUCCAUGUGAUUUCGCUUGGGGGACCUCGGCCUACAAGAUCCAUGUAGACACCACUCCCUCCCAAUUCAAUGAUCCUAAUGUGUAUGUAUGGGACAUGAACAAAACAAAAGGCCUCACUAAAGUGGAAGGAAUAACAGUCCCGAGGAGGAAAACUCAAUGCGUUGACUUUGCUUCUAUCAGACAGCAAAUCUCUAUGCUCCGUGAGAUACAUAUCACUCAUUUCUACUUUUCACUAAAGUGGGCUGCAAUCCUUCCUCUUGGAAAUCUGACUCUAAUAAACCACAAGGUCUUACACUACUAUCAGUGCUUUGUGAGUGAGCUGGUCCGGGUGAACAUUACGCCAGUAGUUGCCCUGUGGCAGCCUCUCGCUGAGAACCAAGGUCUACCAAAUGAUCUAGCUAAAAAUGGAGGAUGGGUGAACUACCUUACCGUCACUGCCUUUGUUGAGUAUGCAAGACUUUGCUUCAGAGAACUUGGCAACUAUGUGGGUAUGUGGAUAACCAUGAAUGAACCUUCUAUGAGAAAUCUCACCUAUGCUGCUGGCCACAAUCUUCUGAAAGCCCAUGCACUAGCCUGGCGUCUGUACGACAGAGACUUCAGAAAAACGCAGAAAGGACAAAUAUCCAUCGCAGUCCAAGCAGAUUGGGUAGAACCAGCAUCCCCUUUCUCUAACAACGAUAAAGAAACCAGCAGGAGGAUCUUGGAAUUUGAAAUUGGCCGGUUGGCUGACCCCAUUUUUCUUAGCGGAGAUUACCCAAAAGUGAUGCGGAAUUGGCUGGCCCCAAGAAACAACCUUGACGUAUUUGAGUUUUAUUUGCCUUCAUUCACAGAGGAGGAUAAAAAUUUGAUCCAAGGAACGUUUGAUUUUUUCGCUUUAAGUCAUUACACCACCGAACUUGUACAGUGGGAGAAAGAAGAUGUGUCCAAGUACGACCACAAGCUGGAAGUUCAGUUUAUUUCAGACAUCACUUGGGUGCACUCCCCUAAUAAACAUGCCAUUGUUCCAUGGGGGUUACGGAAAGUUUUGAACUGGGUUAAAUCCAAGUAUGGUGACGUUCCAGUUUAUAUUUUAGUUAAUGGCAUUGAUGAUGCUCACAGUCCCAUGCAAGAUAAGUUAAGAGUCUAUUACUUGCAGAACUACAUUAACGAGGCUUUGAAAGCAAUCCUUCUUGAUGGAGUCAACCUACGUGGAUAUUUUGCCUACUCCUUUAAUGACAGAAUGGAUCCCAGAUAUGGCCUGUAUGCUUAUGCUGCCAACCGCUUCGCUCCAAAGCCCUCCAUGAAACAUUAUCAAGAAAUCAUAGACAAUAAUGGUUUCCCAAAUCCUGAGCUGCCAAUCAUCACAUGCCCAGUGGAGCUGGUCCCAUGUUCCGACUGCCACUUCUUCCAGACCAGAAAAUAUCUCCUGGCAUUUAUAGCCUUUAUAUUUAUUGUUUUAAUCGUGUCUGUUUUUAUGAUCACAUAUUAUUCAAGAAAAGGUAAAAGGAGAUACAAGUAGUGAUCCUGUUCCAGAUGAGAUGUGACACGAGCAUUUUGCACAAUCACAUGUAACUGUCCCUUUGGCUGAAGGAAGGGCAAGCAAAAUAUUGGUUCGUCCUGCUGGUACCAGAUUCCUUAUGCAUCAUGAUACAAUCUUCUUAUGGCCGGCCUGGCAUCCGUGGGGAUCAACCAGGGCCCCUUUUGCACUGCCGGAUACUGUGAACCAUUGUAUAGGAGAGUCCUAUGCUGGUGAACCCCAUAGGCUGCUUUGUAGAAAUCUAUUUUUGUUAAUUCUUCUUGUAUUGUCUAGAACUUCUAUAUGUAAACUUCUUGCACUAUUUAAUCAAAGCAUUUUAUUGGAUUGGUUAGGAAAUACACAGUAACUGGCAGCCUUCUUUAAAAUGUAGCUGUCACAUAUUGGCCAACAUUUUUUUAUGGGCAGGUUUAUGCCUGCUGGUUUAUAUCAGAUACCUGUAAGUUGGCAGCACAACAGCUUAUAUUGAGGGGAGUCGUUAUUAGUAAUCAAAUAUGAAGCAUAGUACAUGUCUCCUGAAAAGAUUUCCUAUGUAUCCAAUACAAAAGGCAAUAAACUUGGGCAACUGUCAACAAGAAUUAGAAUUUCAUCACCUGGGAAGGUGAUUUGUGACUCUUCUCCCCUGUUCUGAUUAAAUCUAAUACCCACCCUGUUACAGUGCCUAAGGCCUAUAGACCUGGCAUCUUUCUAUUGCCCACUCUCAGCAACCUUAGCCAUGCACGGGCCAAUAAAAGCUGCCAACUUGGCCCUUCUGGAGCUUAUUGGCCCAUGUAUGGGGCCCUCCAAAGGACCUGCCCAACAAUAGCUGACUGAAAUCGAUGUUGAUAAAUACAAGGGAAAAAUCUGCUUUUUUUGUGAUCUUGCCAUGGUAGACUGCAAUGCAGGCUAUCGGGAGAGGACCGUAUCAAUGACCCAAUGUGGUCUUUAUUCCAACAGCAUUUUUAAACCUGUCUGAUAGAUAUCUGUAUACCUAUUUUGACCACAAAUCUAUGAGAUGGACCAUCUGACAGAGCCCAUACAGGCUCAAGUAAGCUGCUGACUUGGUCUGAAGGUGUGAACAGCUGCUUAAAUCUGCUUGUGUACGGCCAAGAACUGACUUAUAUGGCUUUGUGCAUGUGACUUCGCCACCAUACAACUUUUUGUUUUGGCUUUCUUUCCUAUUAAUAACAUAGAUGUCACGCAUCAUUUUCACCCCACCAGGCAGAUAUGCAGACUCACAUACUAAGGUGACUAACCGAGACAGUAUCCUUCUUUACGACUAAAAAGAAAAAAUUUAAGGCACACUCGUGGAGUGAAAGCCACUGUUUAUUAUAACAUUAAAAACAGGUGGCUGCUGUGGAAUGGAUGCCUAAAGCGUUUCGAGAACACCUCUUAAUUCGAACUUUCUUUGGAGAUGUUUUGCAGGCCACAAGGAGAAACUAGAGUACUAAAGCCCAAAAAAGAAUAUGGGUAGAAUUACUGUAUUUUAUAUGCUAAACGUACAGUACCAGCCAAGAUAUUCAGCAGCCCUAUGUAAUGAUCUAUACCUGCAGGAGCUCCCCAUCUUGUCUCCUAUAGGUUUUGUCUGUUGCUUAGUGAUCUAUGGGAUGCUAUUAAGAAGAUAAUCUUAGAGAUUGUGGGAAAUUAGCAAAACAGUAUUUCAAAGGGAAGAUACACUUGUUUUAGUUGGCCUUAGCUCGAAUCAUAAGGUGUUGCAUUGCUAGACUAAUUCUUUUUUGACUAUUAAUUCUCCUUUAAUUCCAAACCAAAUUAAAUGUUUCAGACAUUGUAAAUGUUAAAAUAUACCCCAGUUCAUCAGUAUACAGUAAUUGUACAUUUCACAGCCAAUUCUGUCUUAAAAAUCAUUGACAAGGCCACACUGGAUAUUAAUUGAGGAAUACAUAUGACUGGUGAGAGCAUUUUAUUCUUGCUAAGGAAAAUGCACAUCUCCAAUAGGAAACUGACCACAACCUUUAUUUUUUGCAUAUCAUACUCUCUUAACAUGAUAAUAUUCAUAACACACCCAACAAAAGCCAAAUAAACACCUCUCUUGAUUGACUUUAGCUGGGCUUAACUUCAUAGUUGAAAACAAUUUACAGAUGCUUAGCCUUCUCAAAAAGAAAGAAACUGCUAUACUGUAUAUUUAUAUAUAAUUAUUUUGACUUCUACUCCCAUACUGUCAUUUAAGUAGUGCUUAAAUAUUAAUAGGCUGCUUCAGUGAGGUUCCAUCUCAUUUUAAAGGGAUUCUGUCAAGAUUUUUAUGGUGUAGUUUUUAUUUUGCAGCUGUAAAGAGUGACUGAAGUUUA
Molecule: messenger RNA, 5350 nt
Organism: Xenopus laevis (African clawed frog)
Lineage: Eukaryota; Metazoa; Chordata; Amphibia; Anura; Pipidae
Gene: kl.L
Product: klotho L homeolog
Exons: 5
Coding region: 96-3050 (984 amino acids)
Biological process (GO): fibroblast growth factor receptor signaling pathway; carbohydrate metabolic process
Cellular component (GO): plasma membrane
Molecular function (GO): hydrolase activity, hydrolyzing O-glycosyl compounds; fibroblast growth factor receptor binding; fibroblast growth factor binding
Source: RefSeq, a predicted model, not a curated record